AUGGCAUCUACAAGCGUAUCUCAUUCUCCUCUGCAGACAGACACGAAUCAAAUAUACACUGCCCACCUUCAAACCUCCAUCUUACCGGAACUGGAAAGUACGAGGCAUCUCCUGUUAAAGAUAGAAAAUGAUAUAGCGGAAUAUGAGGAUCUCAGGAAGAAGAUUGACGAGCUCGAAAAGGUCGACAAUGUGGAGACACUGACAGAGUUAGGUGCUGGUGUAUGGGUUGAAGCCGUAAUAUCGGACACAAAGAUUAUCACCUUGGAUCUUGGAUUGAAUUUACAUCUAGAUAUGAGUUUGGCGGAAGCUAGACGGUACACAAUGAAGAAAACUGAUAUACUGAAAAUGAAGCGAGAUACGUUCAGUAAGAAAGAAGAGUUCCUAGUCUGGCAAGUUGGACAAUUUCAUGGAGCUAUAACAGAAGUAAACUAG
Messenger RNA from Kwoniella shivajii, 432 nucleotides. RefSeq lists its product as uncharacterized. The transcript is spliced from 5 exons. The record is from RefSeq and is a predicted model, not a curated record. Bases 1 to 432 code for a protein of 143 amino acids. NCBI's taxonomy places the organism in Eukaryota, Fungi, Basidiomycota, Tremellomycetes, Tremellales, Cryptococcaceae.